Molecule: messenger RNA, 820 nt
Organism: Nymphalis io (European peacock)
Lineage: Eukaryota; Metazoa; Arthropoda; Insecta; Lepidoptera; Nymphalidae
Product: zinc metalloproteinase nas-13-like
Exons: 6
Biological process (GO): proteolysis
Molecular function (GO): metalloendopeptidase activity; zinc ion binding
Source: RefSeq, a predicted model, not a curated record
GAAGAAACGACUCGACAUAAAUCUUCAAGUACUGAUGCAGAAUUGGGCGAACAUUUCGAAGGAGACAUGUUAUUGUCUUCGUCGCAGCAACGUGCUAUAAAAUACGCUAAUAUUGAACGUAAUGGCUUAAGAAACAAUUCCAAGCGAUGGCCCAACCGCACUGUUGUUUACCAUAUCGUUGAAGAUGAUUUUGAUGAGAAUGAAUUAAAAAUGAUCGAAGAAGCUAUGGCUGAUAUAGCUAAUAAGUCGUGCCUUACGUUUCGUCCAAGGAAAAAUAAUGAACACGCAGUCAUUAUUCAGGGAUCAGAAAACGGAUGCUUUUCAAAUGUAGGUUUCAAUAUUGACGAGCAUCAGUCAGAAGAAGAAGAAGAAACGCGUCAAGUGUUAAACUUAUCGGAACGAUGCUUCAAGUACGGGACGGUUGUACACGAAAUGCUCCACACUCUCGGCUUCUACCACAUGCAGAGCACAUACGACAGAGACGAUUUUGUAGAGAUACUGUGGGAAAACAUAAAGUCAGGCGUGGAGCAUAAUUUCGCAAAGUAUACCAUCGACACAGUGACCGACUUUGGUGUACGAUACGACUACGACAGCGUGAUGCAUUAUCCAGCGACAGCAUUUUCAAAAAACGGAAAUAAAACUAUAAUACCUUUGAAGGAAAACGUGAAAAUCGGACAGAGAAAGGGAAUGUCUGAAAGUGAUGUCAUAAAACUUAAUAGAAUGUAUUGUGAAGAUGACGAAUCCAUUAGUUACAUGGUAUAGGAAAUAGUAAUUAACCUGGCAAGAGUUUCAGUGUUCGAAUUGAUUUAUACCAAAUAGU